GUAAUUCCCGAUUUUUGCAGUUAUAUACGAAGGAAUUUAUUAGGUUCAACAAUCGUUAAGACUAAUCAAAGUAGCUGUAUGAGAUGAUAGUUAUGGCGAUAAUUUAAAUGUGGACCUCCAGCUUGGCGGAGAAAAAUAAAAAAGUUAUUGGCAAAGCACGUCACUUGGCUCUGUUUUUGUAUAAGAAACUAAUAUUGUUUGAACUUUAUUUAUAUUUACUGUACCUUAUCCCGAAGCGUAAAAAAUUGAUUGGUUUUUUUGGGCAUUCUUUAUACGAUUAUUUUUAUUUUUUAAUCUUAAAACUGUUUUUUUGUUUUUUUAAAUAUUCGUUUUAAAAUUUUAAAAUGCGGGACGAAUACGUUUACGCAAUGCUGUUUUGGAAGGAUGCGGCCUUGCCGUGAGAAAUCGCGCUGAAUCAUUAGAAUUUCAAAAGAAGAGAAAAUAAAAUUUUUGAUAUUCCUAUAGACAACAUAUCGAAAAAUGGUUUGGGAAAUAUAUCCAGCUGUCGGGAGUUUCGGACAAUUUAACGAAAAAACAUCACUUUGCUAGUGAAGCUAAUCAAAUGCUUUUCAUCUCUAUAACACGCAGCCUUGCCGCUGUAAAUGUCUACAUUUUAACUUAAAUAAACUGUUUUUUUAGUGUUAAAAAACUAUUAAAACGCUAAAAAUUCGCGUGUAAAUGUUUGAAAGUUGUUUCGAGUAACGACACGUUUUUAAGAAUUGUUUAUAUAUAAAAUAGUUUUAUUUUUAAACAAACAUUUAACCAUAGUGGGAUAUUUCAAGUGGGCACUUAAAAUUCGUAAGGGAUCGUAUGAAUUACAAUAAUAAAUAUGUUGCUUCUAUUGACUUGUCAAAUAAUAACUCAGUUGAUAGCAGUACCCAACAGUUGAAAUGUGUCUAUCAAGAGAUAAACCAAGAAGAAAAUCGGCAAAUUUCUCUCUAUAAGUUUUCGACAUAUAUUUGGAAAUACGCCAGAAAUAACGAUGUGUGUGAAAUAAUGCGAGUUUUAUACAUGUGUUUCAAUUACUGUUGAAACAUUACUUAAAAUUGCCUGUUUGAAUCGAUGUGUUGCGUACACACCAGAGAUAAAACCGCAAAACACUUCAGGUAUAUGCAAAUUACUCCUCCGUGUUUUUCGUCAUCAGUUUAAUUAACACGACAUUACAGGCGGAACAUAGAGCUUGUUUUCCAUAAAAACACCUAAUCAUCGUCUUUGUCUUCAAACAUGACAGGCACAAGACACGCAAAACACCCGUUGUGUUUAUAUCUAUUGUAGGACUAGGUGAGUUCUGAGACGGCUCAGUGCAGCUGCUCACAUUGACGCUCGAAACACUGAAGUAAAGCAGUCUGCUGCAGUUAUGGAUAACUACCCGAUAGCUCCUAUAGGUUUGAUAAUGGGAGAGGGUGUAGCUUCGAGAGAUCCCACUGUACCAGUAAGUCAAUCAGAAACUUCUACAACUUAUCAACCCGAAACGACUUAUCAACCUGAGACGACUUAUCAACCCAAAUCUAUUCAAUCAGCACAAAUUUAUCAGCCAUGGAUACCUCAGCUGAAUCGUAAUCCCCCCGAAGAGACAGGUAUAUGUGCCUUUCUGCUAACUUCUAUCUCUGUUCUAUUGAUCAUCUUUACUUUUCCGUUUUCGCUCUUCCUGUGCGUGAAGGUGGUUCAAGAAUAUGAACGUGCUGUGAUAUUCCGUCUUGGUAGAUUGCUUCGUGGUGGAGCCAAAGGCCCCGGAAUUUUCUUUAUUGUUCCAUGCAUCGAUACUUAUUGCAAAGUAGACUUGAGAACAGUUUCCUUCGAUGUACCGCCACAAGAGAUUCUUUCUAAAGAUUCUGUAACUGUGGCCGUGGAUGCUGUAGUUUACUAUCGAAUCAGCAAUGCUACCAUUGCGGUUUCCAAUGUUGAAGAUUAUGGUCAUUCGACACGUCUUUUAGCGGCGACAACAUUACGAAACGUUCUCGGGACAAAGAGUUUGUCCGAAAUUCUCAUUGAACGGGAAACUAUUAGUCAUGUGAUGCAGGUUAAUUAUUAGAUCUGUUUUAUGUAU
Messenger RNA from Centruroides sculpturatus (bark scorpion), 2047 nucleotides. RefSeq names its product mechanosensory protein 2-like. The record is from RefSeq and is a predicted model, not a curated record. Gene Ontology annotation, cellular component: plasma membrane. The transcript is spliced from 5 exons. The coding region runs from base 1358 to 2032 and encodes 224 amino acids. Lineage: Eukaryota; Metazoa; Arthropoda; Arachnida; Scorpiones; Buthidae.